Exophiala spinifera is the source of this 1167-nucleotide messenger RNA. RefSeq lists its product as uncharacterized. The record is from RefSeq and is a predicted model, not a curated record. Lineage: Eukaryota; Fungi; Ascomycota; Eurotiomycetes; Chaetothyriales; Herpotrichiellaceae. Gene Ontology annotation, molecular function: nucleotide binding. The transcript has 4 exons. Bases 1 to 1167 code for a protein of 388 amino acids.
AUGGUCUACACAGUCAGAUGGGGAAUCCUUGCAACGGGUUGGAUUGCUGAAAAAUUUGCCGGCGAUCUUCUGAAAGACCCGAGCACACGCAACACCAGAGAUGUAGCCCACGUCGUGGCGGCGGUCGCAUCAUCUUCAGGCAAAGACCGUGCCGAACGCUUUUGUCGCGAUCUCGGUAUCUCCGAAGCCUGCGCUAUUUACGGCUCCUAUAGGGAGCUUGUAAACGACACCAACGUCGAUAUUGUCUACGUCGCAAGUCCACAUUCGCAUCACUUCCAACAUACGAUGCUGGCUCUCGAGGGCGGCAAGCAUGUCGUCUGUGAGAAACCCCUCACAGUCAACGCUGCCCAGGCAAAGAUUCUGUACAAGACGGCGAGGGAGAACAACCUGUUCUUGCUCGACGCAGUGUGGACACGGUUCUUCCCGCUGAGCAUUCAGAUACGGGAGUCGAUCCAAAAAGGGGAAAUUGGCGAAGUCCUUCGCGUCAUAGCCGAUACGUCCUUCGGCAUACACCCUGAUAUUGCUCUGAAGGAAACUCCUCGGAAGCUCACUUAUGAACUUGCGGGUGGAGCUCUGCUGGAAAUUGGCAUUUACUCCCUUACCUGGGUGUUCCAGACACUUUAUCACACUCUACCACGAGAUCAACGCAAGCGCCCGUCGAGCAUCUUGUCCUACAUGAACAAAUAUGAGCCCACGGGCGUAGAUCAGACCACGACGUUGCUGAUAUCCUUUCCGACCUCGACCCCUUCCAACCUCCCCAACAGCUCUUCUCACGGUGUAGCAAUGACGGCCUUUGCUGUAGCUACCGACCCCGACCAGAAGAACAGUGCUGGCCCGGCGAUCCGUAUCCAGGGUACACGAGGCGAAAUUCAGGUUUACGGGCCUGCCUUCCAGCCUACCCGAUAUAAAGUGAUUCCGGCCAAGAAGGGGGAUUUGGCGACUACCAUCCGCGAUGUUGAGUUGCCCUUUCCGGCGAAUGGGCAUGGCAUGUUUUAUGAGGCAGAUGAAGCAGCGCGCUGCAUCCGAGAUGGUAAACUUGAAAGUGAGACCAUGCCUUGGGACGAAAGCAUCCUCGUCAUGGAAGUCAUGGACGAAGUCCGCAAGCAAGGUGAACUUAAAUAUCCGGACUCGAUUGAAUCAGAUGUUGUACAGCACUCGAAUAAGUAG